CUCUUCAGUCUGAGUCUGUGUUCGGCGAUGACAGGCUACGGAGCCGCCACCAUGGACAGGAGGAGCCGGGACGCACAGAUAAAGUCCGGUGUCUCUGCGGACAGUGUCCAUCCAUGACCGGACAGGACAGUUCGGAGCGUUCAGCGGGAAUUCAAGCCUCUUGUGUCAGUAGACUGGGUCGCUGUUGACUGGAAACAGGAAUAAUGCUGCCGUGGAAGAAGAAUAAGUUCGACCUGAUAGAGGAAGAUAAGCAGUCCAAGCAGAAGGGCUAUGCGGUCAGCCUGCACUACUCUGCGCUCACCUCUUUGGCCAGGUCGUGUCCGGAGAGCGCACUGAGCAGGGUGGGCAGCAUGUUCAAGUCCAAGCGCAAAAAGGUCAAGAUCACCAGCGAGGACCCCACCUACACGGUGCUGUACCUGGGCAACGCCACCACCAUCCAGUCCAAGGGGGACGGGUGCACGGACGUGGCCGUGAGCAAGAUCUGGGGCAAGAGCGAAAUGGGCAAGAACGGCACCAAGAUGCGCCUGACCAUCAGCUCCCAGGGCAUCCGGAUGGUGCACGUAGACGACAAGGCGCGGAGGCCGGGACACCUGUACCUGCUGCACCGGAUCACCUACUGCGUGGCCGACCCCAGGCUCCCCAAGAUUUUCGCGUGGAUUUACCGGCACGAAAUGAAGCACAAAGCCGUGAUGCUGCGCUGCCACGCGGUGCUGGUGUCCAAGCCGGAGAAAGCCAAGGCCAUGGCCCUGCUGCUCUACCAGACCUCCGCCACGGCCCUGGCCGAGUUCAAGAGGCUGAAGAGACGGGACGACGCCCGGCACCAGCAGCAGCAGCUGAUCGGGGAGCAGAGCAUCCCCCUGGUGCCGCUGCGGAAGCUGCUGAACGGACAGUGUUACUACAAACCCCCGGUGGAGCGGAGCCGGAGCGCACCCAAGCUGGGCUCCAUCACGGAGGACUCAGUGGGGGAGGAGGAGGAGGAGAAGGCGGCCAUGCACUUUGAGUGUGAGGACAUCCUGGACAAUGAGUGCGUGUCCAACGGCAAACAGGAAUUAACUCAGAUCAUUAAUGACUUAGUGGAGAUGAGCAUCGGAAACGACGUGCAGACUCUGAAGGCGGACCUGAGGGUCACCAGGCUCCUGUCCGGGGAGAGCACGGGCAGCGAGUCCUCCAUAGACAGUAACCAGGACCCCCCCGCGGCCCCCCCAGGAGGAGGAGGCUUCCAGGAGGUCAAGGUGCAGGAAAUUGCCUAAGAAUGUGUUUGGCAUCUGCAGGAGCCGCGCAUGCGUUGAAUUUGUGAAGCCAUGAUGUUUCCACUGGAAACCUGUCCUCUGUUGUCCCCAGGUUCUGGACUCUGUUUGUCUGAUUUGUGCCUCGACAACUAAUUGAAAGGAUCGAUACAAACCUCUAAUGGUUCCAGGACAAAAAACCAGCACAUGCGCAUACUUUUGGGCAAAUGAGUUCUACUUUAAAAGUCUAAAUAAAUAAAUACAACAGUGAACCUCCUCAGACCCAGCUCUGGGUUUACUGUCCAUGUGAGGACAAGAGUUAAACAGCUUUGUACAAAAUAAAACCUGUCCACCAAAGGACAGGCCAGAAAAGGGUCUGAUGCAUCAUGAUGUUUCCAAUGUAGGCAGUUAUUUAAUUACAAAAAGCCAAAUCUUGUACUUUCUGGACAUUUCCUGGGUCUCAGGAGGUUAAAAACAACAACAACCAAAAAAACUAAACUCCAUUUAAAAAAAGCUUGUCUAUUUUGAGAGACAGUUGAACGGACAGAAUCCCAGUGCGCAUUAGGAUGUACAACACUAAUUCCAUCUCUUUUAAGAGGAUUUGUUGGAGCCUCAGGCUUGUUUACCCGAUGUUUUUUCUCUCUUGAAAAUAACAUUUUCUUUUUCAUUUUUCUUUUGAAAAAUGUCCAUCAUGAUCAGAAAACAUUCCACUUUAAAGCACAUUUCCUCUUUAGUGGUUCUGUUGGUCGUUAAAGGCGUCCUUAUUUUGGUUUUGGGGUGCUUUUGUGCCCGCCUGCUCAUUUCUGUUCAUUUUGCACUGUUGUGGAGCUCAUUCAUUAUGUUGACUACCAUGUACAUAUAAUGUCUGUUGGUAUGUUGUCUGAAACAUGAAUGUCAUAUCUUUGCUGUGCAAAAGAAAACCACCUUUUAUGUAUUAUGUAAAAUGUUAAGUAAGAUGUUUAAAGUAUAAAUUUGUUAUUUUUUAAAGAACAAAAAAAUGUGGUUUGUUAUGUGAACCUCAGAAACUUAACAAUAAACAGAAAUUAAUAUAAAAGUG
Messenger RNA from Sphaeramia orbicularis (orbiculate cardinalfish), 2283 nucleotides. RefSeq names its product family with sequence similarity 43 member A (gene fam43a). The transcript has a single exon. The record is from RefSeq and is a predicted model, not a curated record. Lineage: Eukaryota; Metazoa; Chordata; Actinopteri; Kurtiformes; Apogonidae. Bases 204 to 1250 code for a protein of 348 amino acids.